Messenger RNA from Rubroshorea leprosula, 1659 nucleotides. Lineage: Eukaryota; Viridiplantae; Streptophyta; Magnoliopsida; Malvales; Dipterocarpaceae. The record is from the annotation of a GenBank genome assembly.
GCAGCAAACUUAAGAGUUAAGUGCUGACUCCAACAUUUACACAAUAGUGAAUCAAACUCGAGAGUUAUUUCUUUCCUUCCUCUUGGAGCUAGCUAAAUGUUACCAUCAACCCUUCAAGAAAGUUCAGCAAUGGAGAAAGCCUUGCUCGCUAAAUUCAAAGAAAAUGUUUUAUCAAUCCCCAAGAGCUAUAUCAAGUUGGGAAAAGAUGAUCCAAGAAGAAUAACGCACUCCCUCAAAGUUGCACUUGCCAUCACAUUGGUUUCAUUCAUAUACUAUGAACAGCAUCUCUAUGACAGAUUUGGGGUGAAUGGGAUAUGGGCAGUGAUUACAGUGGUGGUUGUAUUUGAUUUUACGGCAGGUGCAACUCUAAGCAGAGGUUUAAACAGAGGUUUAGCAACAUUUCUCGGUGGUGCACUAGGGUUUGGAGCAGUUUCACUGGCAAGACGCAUAGGCCAUAUCUGUGACACUCAGCCUGCAGAAUGCUUUCAUGGGCAAAAUAAAAUUGCAGAAGGCAUCGUCAUUGGCAUCUCUGUCUUUGUAAUAGCUGCAGGAGCAACAUUCACUCGAUUUUUCCCGACGAUUAAGGCAAGAUAUGAUUAUGGGGUGAUGAUAUUCAUUUUGACAUUCAGUUUGGUUACUGACUAUGGAUUCAGAGUUGAUUCAGUUGAAAAUGACUUUCAAGUAGCCUGGGAAAGACUAUCAACAGUAUUAAUAGGAGGAGCAGCUUGUAUUAUUAUAUCUAUUUGCAUCUUUCCAGUAUGGGCUGGUGAAGAUCUUCACAAUUCCGUCGCUUCCAAUCUAGAAAAACUUUCAAACUAUCUAGAAGCAUUUGGAAGUGUUUGUUUUGAAUCUUCUAAACACGGUGGGACCGUGGUGAUUAAGAAAGAUGAGUCAUUUCUUCAAGGGUAUAAAUCUGUUCUCAGUUCAAAGGGCAAAGAAGAAAUGUUGGCAAAUCUUGCCAGAUGGGAACCGGGGCAUGGGCGUUUCAGGCUUUUUUAUCCGUGGAAGCAGUACUUGAAGAUUGGAGACCUUGCUCGAGAAUGUGCCUCGUCGAUUGAAGCUAUGAAUCCCUACGUUGACUCUGAUUUCCAGCAAUCACCAGGGUUUCAAAGCAAAAUUCAAGAAUCAUGCAAAAAGAUGAGUGCAGAAAGUAGCAAGGCAUUAAGAGAGCUGGCCACAGCAAUCAAAACGAUGACAGAGCCAUCCUCUGCGAGUCCUUACUUGGAGAACUCCAAAUCUGCCAUGAAACACCUUACAACUGCUCUCAAAGAUUUCUCAUUCGAGAGUACUGAUCUCCUAGCAAUCUUGCAAGCUGCCACAGUCGCUUCAAUCCUUGUUGAGAUCAUUAAAUGCAUGGAAAAAAUUUCGAAAGCAGUUCAUGAACUCUCCGAGCUAGCACGUUUCAAGAAUGCAGAACCUACCGUGUCAUGCAAGAAACUGCAUCAGCUGUUCAUAAACCCAAGUUUUGAAGGUGAUGGUAAACUUAACAUGGGAAACAAGACAAUUCACAUCAUAAAUCUAUUACCACGUCAGGAAAAUAACAAGUCAAUCACUAAUUGACUGUGCCUCGCAGUGCAAAUCAGUUGAGGAGCGAGCAGAUUCCAUUAACACCAUUUAUCCACGCGUUCUGAUAGAAUUAAUUAAAACUGUGACUUCUAU